This is a messenger RNA of Aspergillus niger, 267 nucleotides long. RefSeq lists its product as hypothetical. Bases 1 to 267 code for a protein of 88 amino acids. The record is from RefSeq and is a predicted model, not a curated record. The transcript has 2 exons. Lineage: Eukaryota; Fungi; Ascomycota; Eurotiomycetes; Eurotiales; Aspergillaceae.
AUGGAGCGUCAUCACUCCACGCCAUCAUAUGCGAAAGGGAUUCCCCAGUCAGAAGGCCGUCCGAGUGCAUACCAGGACAAUCAUAGAGGCGAACGUCAUGGGGCUGAUGAGAGUGGAUCAUGGUCCUUUCAACGGAAUGCAUAUGAUCCGUCCACCGGUAAAUCGGACUCGGGGCUCGGUGAUCACGGACCGAUGCCAGAAGUAGAUAGUAGAAGCAACGAUCCAUGGAUCCUCUCCGUCAUGCCGCUUAUCCGAUUUGGUGAAUAA